Pseudomyrmex gracilis is the source of this 4757-nucleotide messenger RNA. RefSeq names its product multiple epidermal growth factor-like domains protein 10. The record is from RefSeq and is a predicted model, not a curated record. The transcript is spliced from 5 exons. NCBI's taxonomy places the organism in Eukaryota, Metazoa, Arthropoda, Insecta, Hymenoptera, Formicidae. Bases 2992 to 4422 code for a protein of 476 amino acids.
AUCGAUGAGAAAAACACGCGGAUGAGAGCGCGUCGCGAAUAUAAUCGACGUUUGAUGACGUAUCUUUUAAAGAUCAAACGACAGUUGCGCGAAGAACGCAGCUUCCUUGAAAGGUUGAGUUAUAUUGACAUUUAAUAUAACGACAUUUAAUUCCUUUCACCGAUCAUCGGAAGAUGGAGAGACGCGCGAAAGGACACGCGAUGAUGGAGUAUCUUUUUACAAUCUGACAUCCUUGAUUCUCGACUGUCUCCGGAAUCCUAUUGUUUUUUGUACAAUUCAACCUGCAUAAGAUCACAAAAGUAAAUUAAAAAGCACGUUCCACACGCGAAAUCGAUCGUUGCGGUGCAGAAAUAAACUUCUAUAAUUGCGAUUGGAAUCUGCUCCGAUAAAAAUUUCAUCACUGGCCGAAAUAAUAUUCGUUUUUAAAUAAUAAAGACGCUGUUCAACAAAUGAGCUCGAUACUCAAAAUAAAAAUAUUACGUUGUCAUAAAUAUAUAUUAAAUUUUAGUUAAAUAAAUGUUAUAUCGUCUUGAGCGUACCGGUACUAAAUUUCUGUAGUAAAAACAAAAUUAUAUAUAAAAAUACGCAUUACGUGUUUACGAGAGCGUGGACUUAAUCGAAUCACGAAGCGAGUUUCAAAUGACCAAAAAGCGCGCGAGCACAUUAUGUAAUCCCAUGUUGUUUACGUUGCGCGAUUUCUGCGCGGAUUGAUUACAACGAAAUGUGUAUAUUAGCUUUCCUUUUUUUUUUUUUCCACAAGGAACGCGCAAAAUCAUCCGCUUGAUUAUAUAAGCGCGAUUUUAAUUACAACUCAGUUGCAGUUCGAAAACACAUCCUUUUCCCUAGCGUAACGCAAAAUUGCGAACGACGAGCGAUCGGUUUGCGCGCGCGUGUGUGCGUGUGUGUGUGGGGGCGUGUGUGUGCGCUCGCUGGCGAGACGACGAGUGUAAUAACUAGUCUAACAAUUUUGAGACACGGAAAAGAGAGACGGAGAAAGUGCAUCCUGGCGAGGAAAAGUAUAAAAUUACGGUGAAUAAAUAAUUGCGACGAAAAUGCGUCGCGAGGAAGCGCGUCACGGGUGUGAAGAAACAUCGCAAAUUGGUGUCGCGAAAUUUGCGCGCUAACGGCGCGAAUUAAUGAAACGAUUUCGGAAAUGUUUCUCUCAGAAUUUCUCGUCCUCUCAACCAAAAUUAUCCCGUCUCCGAGCGUAUCUCACGCGCAAUUACAUUUAACGUGCAAUAUUGUUUAUAUAUAAUUAACAUUAAGUAAUUAUAAUUACUUUAUAAUUACUUAAGUGAUAAUUACUUGAGUGAAGUAUAAUUUUUCGUGCAAUUACACGCGUCGUUGAAAUUAAACUCACAUUUCGACGGGGAAAUAAAAUCGCCACGAAAUUCCUUUCGUUAUACCGACACGCGCUCACGUACGUAACGAACAAACGAACGGUGAAACCUUCGGUAAGAGCCGAUAAAAAAAAAAAAAAACUAUAUAAAAUUAUGCAAUAUGCCCACGUUGCAUAAUUUUCGCGGCGCGGCCGCGGUACGGCGAAUGUCAUCGCCGCGAGCGGCAAUAUAAAGAACACGUCGAAAUUCCGCGUGACGGCGCGAUAUCGCUGAAAUUUCCGACGCUCGUUAGAAGAUCGAUCGGAGGAGACACACGCAUGACGACACACGGAAAUUCACCUGGCGAACCAGAAAUUUCGCGCGAUUUCCUCAAGGUCACGCCGUCGAGAGCUUUCAUCGAGAGCGAACCAGUUUACUUCCGAUCGAAUAUAAUAUAAUAAAAAUUUCACGCUCCUGUUCCUUCUCUCGGAGGAUCUCCCGCGCGAGAUUCCCCCUGCGCGUGAAAGUUCUGACGUAACUCUCGCCCCCGCUUGAACGAAACGCUAAUUAGAGACGAUUGUGCAACGGAAACACAACUCGCCGCAGCUUGAGGUUCGCACCUGCGAUCAAUCAAGGGAAUCUUGUACCGGUGUUACACGCGCGGAUGAUAAUCUACGAAGUACCGGUUUCGUUCACGCUCGGCUGUUAAACCGAUUCGGCGCGCGAUGUUAAUUACACACAUAUAUACACACACACACACAUAGGAAAAAAAAAACGCGCUUUUCCGUGUUGCUAAACUUAUCUCGUGUUCGAGGAGCGCGACGCGAUGAUACAAUUGAUUUCACGAUACGAUGCGCUCUGUUGAAAUUGUCUCGCGAUUGUUUCGUCUCUCAACCCGCGCUUUGACGAAUCCGGCGACGAGUCCGAAUCGGUCGCGCUCGGAACCGCGCGUCCGCAGGUCUAACAAGCAAUUAGCAAAAUCACAUCACAGGGAUAAAAAAAAUCGUCGGUCCUUGGUAAUUCCGCGGUGGAAAGUCGCGGAAGAGAGAGACGCUGCCUCACGCUGUUUAAUUACUUCCUCGAUUUUUGAAAAGAAAAAAAAAAGGAGAAAGACACACACACGAGAGUGUGUCUCCGCGUCUCUCUCUCUCUCUCUCUCUAUCUCUCGGCAAGCCGCGCUGCAACAUUCCAAUGAGAUUUCUAUGUAACUGCAAUCAAUAUGAAAUAACAUAAUGGAGACGGAGAGUAAAUGUCUAUGUUCGCGCGCUCGCGCGAGAGGCGAAAGAGAGAAACGAAAAGAGAAAAGACCGUUUUUGCUUUCCGCGACGCGGAGAGCAUUCGUAUGUGCGUGCCGGGCGUGUGUGUUUUUUUUAUUCCGCGCACGUGUCGUCAUAUCCUAGGACCUGCCGCCAGGGACAAUGCCAUUGCCAUAGUGAAACAGUGAAAGUAUGGUCAUUUUGCCCUCGUCCGACUCUUCCCACUUGUGCUCGCGUGCACGCACGACAUGCACGCACGCAUCGACACCUCACGAAUAGUCCCGUUUUGAACGUCGUCGUCGUCACUCCGUCCGUUUCUCGCGACUCGGUGAAAUUUAUUUAUUAUCUCUCGGUACCCGCGCCGAAGAUGAGAUGUGAGAUUCUCCGUCGUUCGUGCGAUCGUCAAUUCACGCGCGAUGCGGAUUCUCCUAGGAAGCGUCGUCUGUCUUCUGUCGGUGGUGAGCGCGAGGACCGCGAUAAUGCCUCCGCCGUGGGCCGAUCCCGCGAGCAAUCCGUGCGCCGCGCAACCGCGCGGCUGGCAGUUGCUCUACUGGCCGGCCGAUGGAAAGUGCUACAAAAUAUUCCAGAUCGGCGCUCCGUGUCCGGAAACCAUGGAAUUGGCGCCCGCCGCGGGCGACGGAACUACCGCGGAAUGCAGAUGUCCUCCGGGCACCGCUCAGUCGCCCAGAGACGCGCUCUGCCAUCCGAUAUUCACGAGAGCGUCCUGCACCAAGGGUCAGUUCUUCGCGCCGGUUCCCGUCGCGCCUGGUAAAUCGAGUUCGAGGAAACGAUGGGGAAUCUGUCGCGAUCCCGAGCCCUGCGCCGAGCAGAGCGAGAUCUACUGGCCGAGGGACGACAAGUGUUACCCGAGACUCAGCAGAGGACCCUGCCCGCGCGGCGAGCUUCUCGUCACGGGCGAGGACGGGCUGGCGAUCUGCUCGUGCUCGACAAUCGGCGAAUUGAGCAGAUAUCACUGGCUGGGCGGCAACGGCGGCUGCCACGAGCACUACACCAAGGGCCCGUGUUCGGAACCGGGGGAACUGUUUCUGCCCGGCGGCACGUGCGGCUGUAACUCUCAACUACCUCACUAUCACGAAUCAAGUGGAAUGUGUUACCAAUUAGGAAGCGUCGGUCCGUGUCCGCAGGGACACCACUUCGUGGUGACCUCGGACCCCCGAUCGUCGCAGGAGGACGUUGUGCGCGCGAGAUGUGUGUGCAAGUCUGGUCACGUGUUGUACAAGGACGGAGUCUGCUAUCGACUGCACACGAGGGGACCUUGCGAGGACGGCCACAUGCUGAUUAACUCGACGACCUGUGUGCCCGUGCCCUGCAAGCGCGGCAGGCUCUACUUUCCCCAAGAGAAGACCUGCUACAAGAUCGGCACCAGGGGACCGUGUCCGAACGGUCAGAUCGUCCUAUACGAUUACAACGUGAGGCCGUCCCUCGACGGGAUCAGUUACAACGGGGUGUGCGGCUGCACCAACGUCUUGCGAGACACCGGUAGAUGCGUGACGGACGACAGCGACGACUGCGAGAGCACGCCGGGCAUGGUCAUGAUCAACCGAAUCUGUUACAAACUGUACACGCAGGGUCCGUGCUCCGCGGGCGAAUGGUUGGUCGCUCAAAGAAUGCCGAGAAGUUUGAGUCUUUGGCAAGACGGCGAGCCGCGCAAGCCGAAGGCCAGAUGCGAAUGCCGACCCGGCUACAAGAGAAUCGUCGAGACCUCGAAUGAGGCUGCGGACGAGUUGCUGGAGAGCAACAGUCUGAUCUCAUCGAACGGCUGCCAGCCGCCGGCGGUGAGCCUGGCGAAGUUUCUCAACGACAAUGUCAAGUUGAGAAUAGUCUGAAUAGCUCAGUGAAUCGUUGUGCGCUAAACUCGCGAUACAUUUGAUUAUUUACUUAAUGAUGAUGAAACAGUGUGAGAUGUGUUCAGUUAAGACAAUGGGUUCUGUACGAAUUAUCUUUUAUAGUCGUUUAAGCUUAUCAUUUAGUUGAGCGAAGUCUGUAUUUAUUGCGCUCUGUGUAUCGAGCGUUAUGUAAAUAUCGUUUAGCGUGACCAUGACCACUUGUAAAACUUAAAGUCUCUCUCUCUCUCGAGAGAGAGAGAGAGACAGAGAAAUGUGCCACUUUUUAUAGAAACGACCUAACGGAGAAGAGAAUUAUAAUAAACAAAAUUUUUAGA